AUGGAGAAGGGGCGCCUGUUUGAGAGAGGGGGAUGGGAUGCUGAUGGUGCUGGUGCUGGUGGUGCUGUUGGUGUUGCUGCGGCUGGUGAUGCUGCGGCUGUUGCUGCUGGUGCUGCUGAUGCUGGGGAGGAAGAGCUGGCGGGUUGGGGCCUACGCCAGUCUUGA
Trichophyton benhamiae CBS 112371 is the source of this 165-nucleotide messenger RNA. RefSeq lists its product as uncharacterized. The record is from RefSeq and is a predicted model, not a curated record. Bases 1 to 165 code for a protein of 54 amino acids. The transcript has a single exon. NCBI's taxonomy places the organism in Eukaryota, Fungi, Ascomycota, Eurotiomycetes, Onygenales, Arthrodermataceae.